This is a messenger RNA of Hemiscyllium ocellatum (epaulette shark), 2254 nucleotides long. RefSeq names its product stromal cell-derived factor 1-like. Gene Ontology annotation, cellular component: external side of plasma membrane; extracellular region. The transcript has 4 exons. NCBI's taxonomy places the organism in Eukaryota, Metazoa, Chordata, Chondrichthyes, Orectolobiformes, Hemiscylliidae. Gene Ontology annotation, biological process: induction of positive chemotaxis; chemokine-mediated signaling pathway; immune response. Gene Ontology annotation, molecular function: chemokine activity; CXCR chemokine receptor binding. The coding region runs from base 45 to 320 and encodes 91 amino acids. The record is from RefSeq and is a predicted model, not a curated record.
GGCUGAGGUUCUUCUCCUGUGUGAACGCCACUAAACAACGAGCCAUGAUUGUGAAAACGUGUGCAGUGUUACUCCUGCUCCUUGGCACUCUGUGCAUGAACCUGACCCAGGGGAAGCCAACGGCAGUUCUGAACAGGUGCAUGUGCAGAGGUGGAGCAACACAGAUCAAUAUGAGAAACAUCAGGGGAUUACAGGUUAUCCCCAUUCCAAACUGCCCUCUCCAACUCAUAGCCACGUUGAAGACUGGGAAGAGGAUUUGCCUGCAUCACAAAUUUUUGUACCUAUGGCAAAGGAAAAUAAGCAGAGAAGGCAAGAACUGAAUGGAGGGAAGAGUGAAGCCAGCUGGUUGGCCCUGUCUUGAUUCUGUGCAUGAGUGCGUAAUCACACUAAAGAUGCUCUGUGCACAUGUUAACUUACUGUUUCUUUGCCGUGCCUGCCUCGAUUGCUUUGCUAGCUGCCACACCUCAUUCUCAGUCUAUUACAAGCCGAAUCUAGUUAGCUGUAGUGUGGUGCGCACAUGCGCUUUGUCAGCAGUGCUGUUAAUGUUUUAAUUUUAAAACUGAGCACCUUCAAGUAUAUUUUCAAUGUUGUUUUCACUGCCAAUGAAUUCCAAGGCACGCUCCCAGGGUUAGAAAAAAUUGUUACACAAUGUGAUGGAACGAAAUGCAACUAGUGGGAAAUAUUAUUUUCAGCAGUACCUUUUUUGUUUUUGAAGAUUAUUAAUCAGUUAAUUUUUUAAAAACUAGGUAUUGUCAUUUUUCUUGAGUUCCCUACCCCAAUUAAUCUCCUGAAGCAGAAAUGUGAUUUUCAAGGAUGCACUUUCAUUUGGAGCUUGUAAGUCAUUGAAGGUGGAUGAGAUUUUCAGAUAGAAAUCCAACUCCUGUGACCUAUAAUUCCUUGACAGUAUCUAGUGGCAAGAGUAAAUGCUAUACUUGCUGACUGACCAGUACACUGACACACUGUCAGCUGUUAAGUCAGCAAUCAAAUAAUAUGAUCUUGAUGCUGUCCUCUUCCCACCAUGCUUUAGAUCUCAGCCGUCCCAAAGGAUGUAAGGCGUUUUGAUAUAGGGUCUUGUACAGUGUAAUCGUUUUGAUUAUCUGCUAGACUGGUGGUCCAUUAUCUCAGUUGGCUAGAGGUAUGCAUUGCAGAACACCACCAGCAGUGUGGGUCCAAUUCUCCUGCCAGCCAACGCUACAAUGAAGAUCACACCCCUUCAAAGUCCUCCUUUACCUGAGGCUCACUUACCUCGGGGUAAAACUCCAUCAACUUGUCCCUUGAUUGAGAGAGCAGGGCUGUGGCAACUUUACUUUUUCAGUAUGUCUGUGAGGAUAGCCCAGUGUGAUUAGCUUCCUAGUUCUCUGAACAAGUUUCUGAAUUUUCCAGAACUGUCUCCCCUGCUGGCACAAGAUUCCUUGAUUUUAGGAACUCACCAGAAAAAGUGGGAAUCUUUUAGCUUCCACUCCAUAACAUGGGUUAGAUUUUAAUAACUCCAGAGCAAAUUAUCCUGGAUCAGCCUUACCUAUCCAACCAGCAGCAACCAGGAUCGAUUUUCCUGCUCCUCGGAUGCUGCCUGACACUCUCAAUUCCAAACUCUAGUCCAUCCCUCUAGCCGCAGAAUUUACUGGACUGGAAAGGGUCUCUCAAAGCUAUUAUGUCCCCAACACUUACACAAUACUAAUGUGCCGCUGCUGAUGAAAUAUCUUCAUGAAGCAUUAAGGCUGGUAGAUGGAAGCUAUUGUUUGAAUUAAUGAAUGGUGUUUGAAGCUGCCAUUGGAGCUAAUUAAUUGCUUGUUUUGUACAUAUUGGAAUUUACUAAUCAUUGCUUGUUUUGUGAGAGCAAUUUGACAUUAUCUAGCGGAAAUCCAACUUUUAACUUCUGAUUUUCUGAAACGAGGUGCUAUAAGGAAGAAUUAGUGUCUGUGUUGGCAAGUGCCUUUUGUUGCAAUGUCCCUGGAAAUGUGAAAAUUCAACAAGGUGCUUCCUUCAAGGAAACACACAUACACUCAAAAUAUUAUUGUUGGAAAGGCAGCAAAAUACACCAAAUAUUUGCCCCAGUGAUUUUGAGCACGUGAUGUGCAGCAACUGAUGCAUGUCACUUCACUGUAUAUUUGUAGAUGAGAUGUUUUUACCAUAUUUUUAAAAAACAUUGUAAUUCAAACUAAGUUUGACAUGUUGGAAGACACUAUUGACUACUCUGUUUUAUACUGUUUCUUUGUAACAUUAAGAGGCUUUUUUACAGAAUAAACUUUUAAAA